Messenger RNA from Drosophila albomicans, 1702 nucleotides. Its product is annotated as dipeptidase 1. Gene Ontology annotation, molecular function: metallodipeptidase activity. Gene Ontology annotation, biological process: proteolysis. Lineage: Eukaryota; Metazoa; Arthropoda; Insecta; Diptera; Drosophilidae. The coding region runs from base 159 to 1454 and encodes 431 amino acids. The transcript is spliced from 8 exons. The record is from RefSeq and is a predicted model, not a curated record.
AAUAAGAAAAAAACCAAUAAAGUAUUAAAGCACGAGCUUAAAGCAAAAGCCACAAGCCGGAGAGCAUGUUAAAUAGUUUGCACAAUUUUGUUAGAACGACGAACAUCAUCAAUGUGAGUGCUGCGUGGCUUGUGCUGUGCUGCUAGCUCCUGGGGGCAAUGAAAUCGAGGAAGCUGCCAAAGGUUUGUGGCCUCAACUGUUUGACGCUCGUCUACUUCCCGGUGCUGGUCUUGCCCAUAUUAAAAUGCACAGUUGUUGCCACUGCCAAUGCCAGCAGCAGCAGCGGCGGCAACAGCGACUUCGACUAUCGCAUGCAACGGGUGCGAAAUGUGCUGAAGGAGGUGCCACUGAUCGAUGGCCACAACGAUUUGCCCUGGAACAUACGCAAAUUCCUCAAGAAUCAACUGAAAGACUUUCACUUUGGCGGCGAUCUACGCGAACUUGCCCCCUGGUCAUCGAGCGCCUGGAGUCACACGGAUCUGCGGCGUCUCAAAGAGGGCAUGGUCUCAGCCCAGUUUUGGUCCGCCUACGCGCCCUGCUCGUCACAGCAUCUGGACGCAGUGCAGCUGACAUUGGAGCAAAUCGAUUUGAUACGACGUCUAGUGCAGCUCUAUCCCCAUCACAUGGCUCUGGUCACCACCGCUGCGGGCAUCGAGCAAACCCAUCGCACUGGGAAGAUAGCCAGCCUCAUUGGAGUCGAGGGCGGCCAUGCGAUUGGCACCAGUCUGAGUGUUCUUCGAAUGUUCUAUCAACUGGGCGCACGCUAUCUGACACUAACACACACCUGCAAUACACCUUGGGCGGACUGCUGCAAAGUUGACGAACCGGGAAAAUAUCCACACAUCGGUGGACUCUCACAGUUCGGCAAGCUGGUGGUCAAGGAAAUGAAUCGCCUGGGCAUGAUUGUUGAUCUGUCGCAUGUGUCGGUGCCAACAAUGCUCGAUGCCCUCGCUGCAUCGCGUGCCCCGCUCAUAUUUUCGCAUUCCUCGGCUCAUGCCAUAUGUAAUAGUUCCCGCAAUGUGCCGGAUCAUGUGCUGCAGCGCAUUGCCAUUAACGGCGGUCUCGUUAUGGUUGCGUUUUAUCCGCACUUUGUCAGCUGCUCGGGACAGGCGACACUGCACGAUGUUGUGGCGCACAUAAACCAUAUACGAGAGGUGGCUGGCAUUGACCAUGUGGGCAUUGGUGCUGGCUACGAUGGUGUCAAUCUUGUGCCGAAAGGCCUGGAGGAUGUUUCCAAAUAUCCGCAUCUUUUUGCCACUUUACUCGAGUCGGAUAAAUGGUCAGAAGGGGAUAUUGCCAAGCUGGCUGGCAACAAUCUUAUACGCGUCUUCAAGGAAGUCGAAGCAGUGCGUGAUCAAAUGGAAUUAUUGCGAGUUCCGCCAAUUGAUCAGUCAAUUCCAGCCGAGGACAUUAUGGGCAGAUCCUACUGUCGCUAUCAAGGACCAAGAACGUGAUAAUUUCUUCAUAUGUAAAAACUGAAACCAACACACACUCAAUACAUACAUUCAUACUAGUCAAACACACACACGCACACACACUCCGGGAAAAGAGACAAGAAAUUAUGUCAAGCGUACGUGUUGUAAAGUGAAACUUGUUUUAGGUUAAUUGACAAAGUUGUUUCGUCCUAACAUGUGAACAUUUGUUUUCAUAGUCUGUUCGUGUACAAGCCAAGGUAUGUGUGUCGUCGUAUAUAUGUAUCUGU